AUUAGUGUUAAGUCAAUAAUGUUUUACAAUAUAUAUUAAUACCUUAUAUUGUUAAAUAUUUGUUUAUUUUUUUGUUCUUUAAUUAAAUUUUUGUAUUAUAUAAAUGUUAAAUUUACGUUUUCAGUUUUAUAAUUUUUAAUUGAUCUGACAAAUUGUCAAAAAAUUAUUAAAAAUAUGGAUUAUAAGGAAGAUGUAACACAUUUCAUAAUUAAAUUUAUGGAAAACAACAAAUAUGGCAAAGCAAAUAUUGACCUAGUACCAAUAUCGUGGACCUAUUAUGUGGAAGGCAAAUUGUAUUGCAAAUAUCCGACAAAAAAAGAUUACCAUAAAAUAGAUAAAAUGAGCAAAGUUUCAUCUAUUUAUGGGCCUUUGUGGAAAGGUUAUGAAGUGAAUGUGAUUAAAGAAGUUCGAAAUUACGAUCAGGGUCUUAGAAGAAUGAACAGGGCAUUCUCAGACACAUUAGUUCACAGCAGCAAUGUCGAUGAUCAAUAUAGCAGUCAAGAAGAAGACGACCCUAUUAAUCUAAGUGGAGUUGAGCUAAAAAAUUAUCUAAAAGAUAUACCUCCUUUUAAUGCUGCAGAAGAAAAAAUAAAUGAUAACGGUAGUGUGCAGUCUGGGAUGUCAACAUCAUUCGAUUCAUUUUCAAAAAAAACCAAGCAAAAAAAACCUAAGAACAAGUCCUUGAGUAGCAUUGCUUUUUCUAGUAAAAAUGACGAUGCCAUAGUUGUAGAGGACAGUGAUAUAAAUGAUGAUGAUGUGCAGUCUGAGAUGUCAACAUCAUCCGAUUCAUUUUCAAUGACUUCCAAGCAAAAAAACCCUAAGAACAAGUCCUUGAGAAGCAUUGCUUUUUCUGGUGUAAAAAAUGUUGCCACAGUUGCAGGACAAAAAAAAAGAAAAGAUGAUGAUGUGCAGUCUGAGAUGUCAACAUCAUCCGAUUCAUUUUCAAUGGAGAGUGAUAUAAACGAUAAUGAUAGUAAGAUACAGUUCAAUCUUGCUCAGUCAUCUCAAAAGUCUAAAACCAAAAAGAAAUCUAUGCCAAUUACCAAACCAAAUCACAAUAAACCUUUAAACAUUAAAAAGAAGAAACAGUGCCCAACAUGUGGUUGUACAUGUGCAACAGGUAUGCCACCUUCAGAAACUUAUGUUUCAAGAGCAAAUUUAGAAUCAGUCAAAAGAAGCUUAGAAUAUAAAAUCACAGAAGAGGCCAAACAAACAAGGCACUUAUUUGCAUCCCACAAUAAUAUAGGAGAUAUUAACAAAAUCAUGCUGGAAGAAAACUUAGAUGACAUGCCCAAAUUAAACUUAGAAGAUUUCCAACAAUUCGAUAAUGAAUUAAAAACUAAUUUGGAGUUAGUUAAAAAGCUGAAAUGUUUUAUGUUGAUCUCCAUUAAAAGUGGAGAUAAAUUAUCUGAAAGUUUAAAAGCAGUUAUUCCAAGAAUAAUUUCGAAGGAAGUACAAUUAUUAUAUAGUGCUUUUGGAAGAGAAACAAAUGGAAGCAAGAAAUUGAACUUUUCUGGGACACAAUCAUACAAAUAUUUAUUAGAAACCAUUACUACCAAAGACCCUAAUUUAAAAUUAAAGGAUAUUUCAAGCCAACUAAGCCGUUGGUUUUCGGGUGCUAAAGAUCGUGAGGGUGGGAAGAAAGAUAGGAUUUUUAAGAAAAUGAAACACAGCCUUAGUAGAGAAGAUAAAAGUGAUUAAAAUAUAUUAAUUGUAUUUUAAAAAGGUGUUGUUUAAUAAAGAUUAUG
Aphis gossypii (cotton aphid) is the source of this 1748-nucleotide messenger RNA. RefSeq lists its product as uncharacterized. Lineage: Eukaryota; Metazoa; Arthropoda; Insecta; Hemiptera; Aphididae. Bases 175 to 1701 code for a protein of 508 amino acids. The record is from RefSeq and is a predicted model, not a curated record. The transcript has 10 exons.